Molecule: messenger RNA, 1465 nt
Organism: Paramecium pentaurelia
Lineage: Eukaryota; Ciliophora; Oligohymenophorea; Peniculida; Parameciidae
Source: the annotation of a GenBank genome assembly
AAUGAAAAUCGUCAUCCUUUUAGUUCUAGUGAUGUCAUCAUUGGGAAGGCUUACUUAUAGAAAUGGUUUAUUUGGUAGAGAGGAGAUCAUCAAAGCCAAAAAUACUUUGUGGUUCGAGCAGAAAUUAGAUCACAAUGAUCCAACAUCGAAAGAAGUGUUUAAUCAAAGAUAUCACAUUUAUGAUGAUUAUGUAUAAGGAAAUUAACCAGAAGCAGUAGUAUUGUAUAUUUGUGGAGAAUGGACAUGUAAUAUAGAAAUAAAAAUUAAAUAGGUGAUGGAAUAGGACAAGGAUUAACAUUUGAUGCUGCAUAAUAAUUGAAAGCUAUAAUACUUGUUUUGGAACAUAGAUAUUUUGGUUAAUCUCAACCAUUUAGAGAUUGGAGUACUCCAAACUUAAAAUAUCUAAAUAUCCAUUAAGCUUUAGAUGAUAUAGCAUAUUUUAUCUAGAACACUAAAGCUUAAGGAAGAUUUAAUAUCAAACCAGAUACUCCUUGGAUUCAUCUUGGAGGUUCAUACCCAGGAGCAUUAAGUGCUUGGUUUAGAUACAAAUAUCCUCAUUUGACAAUUGGAGGUUUGGCUUCUUCAGCAGUUGUAAGAGCAGUUGCUUGUUAUCAUGAAUAUGAUAUGUAAGUUUAUCUUUCUGCCUUGGAAAGUUCAUAAGAGUACUCAAAAUUUAUAUUAAAUUAGAUGUGUAGAUAGAAUUCAAUCAGUAAAUCAAAAGAUUGAAGAUGAUCUAGCUACUGAUCCUGUUACUAUAAAGGCAGCAUUUAAUGCAACAGAAUUAAAAGAUAUUGAAUUCUUAUCAAUGAUUGCAGAUAUCUAUGCUGGUAUGGUUUAAGGAAGAAAAAGAUCCAAGAUGUGUGAGAGAUUAGAAAGGGGAACAACUUUAUAAGAAUGGUUUGACGAAGUAGUACUUAUGGCUUAAGAAACAGUUAAUCAAGAAAGUUAUGGAUCUGAAUUUUUAAAGGAUAUUACUAUUGAUUUCACUAAAAAUUCAAGAUAAUGGACAUAUUAGACAUGUAUUGAAGUAGGUUACUUUUAAACUGCUAAUGUAAUUAAUUAUAUUAAAUAUAUUAGCCAAAUGCUGAAUAAUCAACUAGAUCAUAAUAAUUAGUUCUUGAUUUCUUUAGAUAAUUAUGUGAAUAUUCUUAUGGUAUUUCCAUAUUUCCAGAUGAAGAGAGAACUAAUGCUUAUUUUGGUGGUCUUGAUAUUAAUGUAGAUCAUCUUAUCUUUUCUAAUGGAUCAGAUGACCCAUGGUAACAUGCUUCAAUCACAAAAUGGAAAUAAGGAAAAGAGUAUGAUGUCAAAUACAUAAAAUGUAAGGAUUGUUCACAUUGUGUUGAUCUUAAGGCAUCUAGUCCAUAAGAUCCACCUGAAUUAACUUAAGCUAGACAAGAAAUUCUAGCAAUAUUUUAACAAUGGAUUAACGAAUACAAAUAAUAACAAUCCUAAAUUAUUGAGUGAA